CCCAUAUGCGCACAAUGGUAUCCCCUUAUCGAGACAUAAUAGGUAUGUCUCGAUAUAUAAAGAUAGUUAUAUGGCUUAUUGUCUCGCUUUUCCCUCGCUUAUGCCAAGAGUAUGUCCUGCAACGGCCGAGGUUCGCGUCGGUCUCCUGCGCAGACGCCGGGUCCUACCACCUCAGCCAUCCUUCAACUUCAGACGCGCUGGAAUGCAUCGAGCAGAAGUCCCUCCAACCUGUAUUCCUCGUCACAAUCCGCGCCGCUGCAUGCUAUCGGAUCCCACGACGCUCGCGCUCGUGCGGUCAACCCUCAUGAUGAGCUCUUGUGCUUUCCCGAGUCUACGUACCCCGCCUACCCCCCUGCGCUACAACCGCUCUCCCUCGACUCCUGGCGCCCAGGCUACGGAAAUCCCGAGCUGUCACCCCUCACGAUCGCCCUUUCCCCGCUGUCAAAUGGCGAUCAUCUUGACUUCGUGAACGAGAUGCCGCCCGAAAUUUUGGCGGAGAUAUUCGUGCACACCCUGCCGCUGCGCGUGGACGAUGCGAAGCCUAACCGUUGGUACGAACCUUUCGUCAUCAGCCAUGUCUGCCGUUAUUGGAGAGACGUGGCAAUAAACCUUCCGACUCUAUGGCAGCGGCUCUCCUUGGCAGGAUGUCCGAGCAUGCACGACCACCGCCCCCUUGAACUCGCUCGCCUUUUCGCGGACAGAUCACGCGGCAUGGGUAUGCUGUUCGAGUAUAGCGAUGAUGAAGCAUCCAUCCUGCUCUGGCAUGACCCCGAAGAACUCGUCCCCAAUGGUCUUCCAAUCACACCCGCGAACCAGCGAUGCUACUGCGUUCUCGACUUCAUCAUCUCGCACAUCGCGCAGAUACGCGUGCUCGAACUCACCGUUGUACACGCAUCGUGCCAUCGGCUCGCAUCCCUUCCACAAGGAGCAGCACCCGUAUUGCGCGAGAUCUCCGUCCAGUUUCUCGAGGGAGGAGAGGAAACACAGGCGCUCUCCCGCCUAUACGCUACCUCGCCACAGCUGGCGCAUUUUUCCAGAAGGAGCUAUAUGGAAAUCUGCAGUAUACCGCUCCCGAUCGAUGUGCCCUGGCAACGGCUCGUCAGCGCCCACAUCGGCGACUCUCCUGUUCCCCACACCAAGUUCUUCGAGAUCAUGACUGUUGGACAAUCGCUGACGCAGCUCGAGAUCGUUCUCUGCUCUGACGCACAUACACCCUUCAGGCCGCUGCAAACCCCCAUCACCCAAAACAACCUGCGGACCCUCAUUGUCUAUGACGAUGAACCGCUCGAUGCUGUUCUGCAAAGCCUUCGACUCCCCUCACUCCGCGAAGUGAGACUGCGGCCGAAAACGAGCGAUCCCCCUGUUUGGCCUUGCAACGAUGCGAGGAUUCUGCAACAAUUCGUUCAGGCAACAUCGGGAGGAUUGCAUGUCUUGGAACUGUCGGAUGCGAUUAGCCUGUCCGAAGGAGACCUGAUAGCUCUGCUUCAGCUCCCGCAGGCAGCGUCGCUUACCACGCUGCAAAUGUGCGGUCCGCUCAUACAGGACGCGUUUUUUACUCUUCUGGAUCCUACGUGCGGACCACCACUUGCACCUGACUUGACAAAAUUGAUUAUCAGCCGUUGUGCUAUCACUGACGGUAUCAUUGCGGACAUGCUUGCCUCGCGUCAACAACAUCACCAUCCUCUGCGCUCUGUGCAUAUUGUUUACCACCCCUUAUGUCAGGGUCGACAUUCCAAGGAUGUAUCUGGUUUCCAAUUUCUGAAGGAGCAAUACGGCAUGCGCAUAUGGCCGCAAGGUAUGUGCCACAACGGAACGGGCACACCCAAUACGCGUCGACCUUCUGGGCAGGCGCCGGGCCCUAUCACCUCAACCAUUAUGCAACUUCGGCCGCGCUGGGAUGCGUCGAGUGAAAGGCCUUCUAGUUCGUACUCGCCACCUGCCUCCGCUCCGGAUAACUUCUCGAGCUCCUCCGAGCCAACGUACCCCGUGUAUCCAUCUGUGCUACCACCUCUCUCCCGCGACCUCUGGCGCUUUGGAUACGGCACUCCCGAGCUAUCUCCCCUCACGAUGUCCCUUUCCCCGAGGCCAGAUGGUGUUCGCCUUGCCCUCAUAAACGAGCUGCCGCCCGAGAUCUUAGCGGAGAUAUUCAUGCAUGCACUGCCGCCUGGGCUGCAGGACGCCGCGCUUUACUCUCGCACUCAACCUCUCCUGAUCAGCCAUGUCUGUCACUACUGGAGAGACAUCGCAAUCAAUCUUCCAAGUCUAUGGCGUCAGUUCUUCCUACUUGGCUGUCCGAGUACGCACGAUCACCGACAUCUUGAACUCGCCCAGCUAUACGUGGAAAGAGCGCGAGGCGCGGGACUACUCAUCCGGUACGCUGAUGCUGAAGCAUACAUUGUCACGCCGCGUGGCCGUCCCGUAGCUCAGGCGCCCCACCUUCUACGGGAGCGCGCGUUCGCAGAAGCGAGCGAUCGCUGCUUCUGCGCCCUCGAGUUCCUCAUCUCGCACAUUGCGCAGAUCUAUGCACUCGAACUUGUAGUCGCGCAGGCCUCUGCCGUCCGGCUCUCGCGCAUUGAUCCUCACGCACCCAGCAUGCUGAGCGAGCUCUCUCUGGAAUUUCUGCAGGGUGGUCCAGGAGCUCAGGCUCUCUCGCGACUUCACAAAUCUCUUCCGAAGCUCGCUCAGUUCACCUGGAGGAGCUUCCGAGGCGUGUGCGUCCUGUCGCCACCGAUAGACCUUCCCUGCGAGCAGCUUGUCGACGUCUACAUCGGGGAUACAUCUAUCACAAACAGCGCAUUUCUGGGACUCAUGUCCAGCGGGCAGCGUCUCAGAAGCGUCUAUGUUCGCCUAUGCCCCGAUGUCCAGCCAUUGUCCCCGCUACAGUCUCGUAUCCACCAGGACGAACUGAGAAGCCUCAGCAUCCGCGGCAAGGACUCCCUUGACGGUAUUCUCGGACGCCUUCAGCUGCCUUCCCUCCGGGAGCUGAUACUAGAUUCGCUUCCGAACCACAGGCCUGCUUGGCCAUGCAACGAUGCGCAGACACUGCAUGCGUUCAUUGCGGCGACUUCCGUGGGGCUGGAGACGCUUAAACUAUCGCCGGCCGACAAUCAUUCUGAAGCGGACCUCCUAGCUUUGCUGCAGCUCCCCCAAAUGGCCACGCUGACCUGGCUGAUGGUCGAUGGACCGCUCAUCCAGGACGCAUUUUUCACUCGUAUGGAUCCUGCAUAUGGGCCGCCGCUGGCGCCUGUCUUGGAGAAAUUGAUCAUUCACCACUGUAUUUGCGCGACCACAGACGGCACUGUCGCAGGCAUGAUAGCCUCCCGUAAACGAUACCAGUACCCUCUCAAGAUCGUGCAUAUCGACUUCGCCAGAUACCAAGAUGGCUUACACCGCAAGGAUGCUUCUGAGUUUCGCGUAUUAGAGAAACAAUAUGGCAUGAAAAUACGGUACCUGGGGUGGCGGGCUUAUUCCUGAUAUAAAUCACUCGUCCUACUGUGUGCCUACCUGAGUCUAGUGUACUACAUCAUAUCACAGCUGCGGUCCAAUUGGAACUCGCCUCCAACUGCUCUUGUAACCCUUGGGCGCGGGCGUCUCGGUACCACGAAUCGUUGGAAUAAAUUAUGAUGUUGCCUGGCUUGCGAUCUUGAGCCAUGUCUUCCAGGAACUGGCAGUAUCCAUCCUCAUCCUCGCACAGCGCCGAGGUGGAAGUAUAGGAAACGAGGAUCUCCUCCAGUUCCAAUGCCUCCAGAUCGUCGAAUAUACUCCCGAUGGGCGUCCGAACGUCUUCAAUGAUCAACUCCCGGAGAUUGUUGACGUUGAUAUCAACCCUGCACCUCGCCUUCUUAGUAUCCUGUACGAUC
Schizophyllum commune H4-8 is the source of this 3860-nucleotide messenger RNA. RefSeq lists its product as uncharacterized. Gene Ontology annotation, molecular function: protein binding. The record is from RefSeq and is a predicted model, not a curated record. NCBI's taxonomy places the organism in Eukaryota, Fungi, Basidiomycota, Agaricomycetes, Agaricales, Schizophyllaceae. Bases 112 to 3474 code for a protein of 1120 amino acids. The transcript has 4 exons.